AUGUCACCGUGCUGGCCAAUAUAUAACAAACCGCCAAUUACGUCUUGCCCAGAAAGAUACGAAGGCAUGCUCUUGUACAGCUGCCUUAAAAAUCAUACAGCAUCUCGACAACCCCAAUGUUGUUACAUUUUGCCAAACAAGGGCACAUUUAAACCAUGUUCCUGGAGACUGAGACGAACCAUAAAGAUUAUUGAAGAUCAGUUGAAAAGUGGCAGCAGCUGUAGAAGUACAAGAAUUUCAGUUCUUAGACAGAUUGAUAGUUGGGGAGUUGGCAUUAGAAAGCCUAAUUAUGAAGAAAUUUACAACAGAAUGAGAAAGAUGACUACUUUGUUAUAUAUGUUUGCUUCUGAUGAAAAUGCAUCUAUUUCCAUCUGGUUAAAUGUAAAGCUAGCAGAACAAAACUAUUGCAUUUUUGAAAUCAAUCUUUCUGUUUAUAAUGAUGGUAAAAAACAAUUUGCCUUUGGAUUUCAAUCACCAAUGCAAGUUUCAAUCAUGAGAAUCUCGCAAUCUUUUUGUCUCAAUGCCACCUAUUCCAUUUUGUCCAGAAGCGAUGAAGUAUUAUAUACUUUGGUCACUCGCCAUCCUCAAACAGGAAAGGGAUUCCCUGUUGCAUACAUGGUGACAAACAACCAGACAGCCGUACCCAUUAAACUUUGGCUUGACCACCUUUGCAUCAAGAGCAGCUUCGUACCAAUGAAUAUCACUAUUGACUGUAGCAUUAUAGAGGUUAAUGCAAUCAAAGAAGCAUUACAUCAUGCUACAAUUCACUACUGUGAUUUUCAUGUUCUUCGUGCUUGGCAGCACAACCUUGACAGCAAGAUUAAACUUAAUGCCUCUUAUACAUCAGAACAACUUGGGAAUUAUAAGACUGCACUGAAGAACUACCUGAGACACAUUCUCAUCGAGUCUAACAAAGACGUGUUCCUAAGAGCAAUUGAAGAUUUUAAACUGAUGGUUCAGGAUCAACCUCAGUUUUUGAAAUAUUUUGAGAAGAAAUGGACCAAGAACGAAGAAUUGUUGCGAAGAUGGGGGCGCCCGUACAUUAGCCAACAACAUCAGAGAUAUGUGACAAACAACUAUAUAGAAUCAUGGCACAAUCAACUCAAGACAAUCUACUUUGGUCGUGCAUGCACCAGAAGAUUGAAUCGACUGAUUUUUAUCUUGACAAAUGAUGUGGAGUUCUAUUUUGAACAAGAGGUUGAGCUUAUUCACUUCAACAAUGGUAAGAUGGGUCCCAUUGAUAAUGAGUUAGUAAGAAAUUCUUUUGUUGCUUCAAAAAUCCAAAAUGACAUGCUUCCUUACAUAAUUCUCAACCCUUUGGGUGAGACUGGUAACAGCAUAGAUGAUUAUAAUGGUGAGUGGCAAAUAAGAUCUUUUGUAACAGAAGAUAAGUGGUAUACCGUCAAUAUAUCAAAUGACUUGAUACAAAGCUGCACCUGCCCGAACUUUCUGACCCGCCAGAUCCUAUGCAAGCAUUCACAUUUGUUGAAGCAUUACUGUGGGGCAAAAUUCAGCUUCAUCGAGCAAUCACUACGGCGGGAUGAAUGGCAGUUGGGCCAAAAGUAG
This is a messenger RNA of Phycomyces blakesleeanus NRRL 1555(-), 1566 nucleotides long. RefSeq lists its product as hypothetical. Gene Ontology annotation, molecular function: zinc ion binding. The transcript has 3 exons. The record is from RefSeq and is a predicted model, not a curated record. The coding region runs from base 1 to 1566 and encodes 521 amino acids. Lineage: Eukaryota; Fungi; Mucoromycota; Mucoromycetes; Mucorales; Phycomycetaceae.